ACAGUUCUGCGGGCGGGGGCGGAGCAACACCUGGGAAGGCAUGAUGGUGCUGGGGGGGCAGAGGGGGACAGCCUGCCUCCCUGGGGGGGCCCCACAGGGCUCUCCUGGGAGGGAGGUGGUGACUCAGCAGUUUCAUUUCCUGGUGGGCUGAGGCUCAUGGGAGAUAUGCAGAUGAGCCCAGAGCACCAUGGGAAAGGGCCCUUUAUAUUGCCAGGUGGGCCGCUUCCCCUCCUUUCUGAGGGGCGCCCACAGGAGGGAGGUGCCAGGCCGGGUGAGAACCCCUCGGGCUGAGGGGCGGGUCUGGGGGACACAGGCUGGUGGGGUGGGCUGGGCUGAGAGGCUGAAGCGCCCAGGUGGUCCAGCCUGGCCUCGGGCCGGGUGGGGGGGUUGACUCGACAGGCUUCCCUCAGCUUCCCUCAUCAGGUCGCAUCCGGUUCCCUCAGGUCCCGUCAGGUUUCCUCAGGUCCUGUCAGGUCCCAUCAGGUUUCCUCAGAUCCUGUCGGGUUCCCUCAGGUCGCAUCCGGUUUCCUCAGAUCCUGUCGGGUUCCCUCAGGUCGCAUCCGGUUUCCUCAGAUCCUGUCGGGUUCCCUCAGGUCGCAUCUGGUUCCCUCAGGUCCCGUCAGGUUCCCUCAGGUCCCGUCAGGUUUCCUCAGAUCCUGUCGGGUUCCCUCAGGUCGCAUCCGGUUUCCUCAGAUCCUGUCGGGUUCCCUCAGGUCGCAUCCGGUUCCCUCAGGUCCCGUCAGGUUCCCUCAGGUCCCGUCAGGUUUCCUCAGAUCCUGUCAGGUCCCAUCAGGUUUCCUCAGAUCCUGUCGGGUUCCCUCAGGUCGCAUCCGGUUUCCUCAGGUCCUGUCAGGUUCCCUCAGGUCCCGUCAGGUUCCCUCAGGUCCCGUCAGGUUUCCUCAGGUCCCACCAGGUUCCCUCAGGUCCCGUCGGGAUCCCUCAGGUUCUCUCAGGUUCUGCCGCGCGAGGCUGACUGGCUGUCGGGGUCUGGGGGUGGGGGUCGGGGGGGUUGGGUGGGGAGGGCGCGUGUGCCCCACAGGCCUGGGGGCAGGGCUGAAGGGGCCAGGUCUCAGCCCCCCGCCCCUGCCCCUGCUCCUCCCGGUGACGGGUGACCGACCUCACUUGCUUGUCCGCUGCGUCUUCCCAGAGAACGGAGCCGUCGCACAAGCUGAAGAAUCCUCCGGAAGUCUGACCUUCCCGACCCCUGCGGAUCCCUGGUGACUUGGGACCCAGCUCCUCCACCCCACCCCAGAUACCCGGCCGGGAGCCCCCUCUCUUCCUCUCCCCCGCCCUCCCUGCCCCGCCCCCGCCCCCGGGCCAGACCCCGAGCCCCCAGCCCGGCCCACUCUCGCUGCCCACCCCGGUAGGAGGCAGGCCGCGUGGCCAUGUGCCCCCCGGUCAGCGUGCGCUAUGGGGGCGAGGGCAUGUCCUACCUCCAUGCAUCCUGGAUGUAUCAGCUUCAGCAUGGCGACCAGCUGGCGGUUUGCUUCGCUUGCUUCAAGGCUGCCUUUCUGGAACUCAGAGACUUGCUGGGCUUGGAAGACUGGGAAGAUGAGGACUGGGACCCCGAGCCGACGGAGCACGCCGAGGCGGGGCCUGAGCAGGGGGGGCCCCCGGGGCUGGGGUUCGGCUGGGGGCAGGGCCAAGGUCACCCCGCACAGGGGGGCACUGUGGACUGGGGGCCAGGCACCCCGGCGUCAGCCCCCGCGGGGUCUGAGGAGGUGGGCCUGGACCACCACUUUGUGCCCACCGAGCUGGAGCCUCACAACGCGGCACCCUUGGGCCUGGGUCCCGAGGACGCCGACUGGACCCAGAGCCUGCCCUGGAGGCUCGACGGGCCCCCCACCUGCUCGCACUGGCCGAGUCUCCCUCCUCCGUGGCAGGGGUUUCUCAAAGUGGACCUGCCCCCGGGGGAGCCCAUGGUGCUGGAGCUGGGCACCACCCGGGCCGUGGACCCUGCCGAGGCCGAGGCCUGGUUAAGGGACCUGGAGGUCGUCUCCAUGGUGGGUUGCUACGAUGCCAUCUACCUCCGGAAGAUGACAGUAGGAUGGACCCUGAGGACCCCGGGCCGGGGCUGGAAACUGCUGCUGGAGCCCGACGAGCUGUGGGUGGUGAGACUACAGGACGCGCCCCAGGAGCAGGACCUGCACAAGUGGAAGCUGAGCAUUCUGGAGCCCUGUCCUCCAGGGCAGACCGAAGAGCUGGUCCCUGCGGACUCAGCCCUGCUUAAGAGGGGGUUCACCAUCCUCUCCUACUCACCCUGGGCCAAAAGGGAGGCAGGGGAGGGGGCCUCCGCAGCCAGGCCACAGUCCUCGUCCUCCCAGGGGCGGGAUCCCAGCACCACUGAGACCUGGAGCCACGGGCCCAGUGGGCCCCGGGGGCCUGGGGAGGGCCCGGCUGCCAUGGGAGCCUCGGCCCUGGGGGAGCUGCCCUGUUUCCAGCCCUUCAGGCCAGGGCCCCAGAACUGAGGGACUGAGGCCCAGGUGGCCACCGUUGUCCCGGCCGCCCCCUCCCCACAACAGCCAGGGGCGCGACUGGCAAAGAACGGGGGACUAGUGCCUGGGGAGGGAGAAUGGGGAGCUGCCUAGGGACUGAGGAAGGGGACGCGUCACUGCCUCCGUGGAAGGGGCCCAAGGCCUGUAAGCGGGAGAGAAUUUCUCCUCCGUCAAAUGUCGCGGAGCCAGGAACGUGACGCCCUCUGGGGCGCGGUUGGUGAAUGGCUGCCGCGCAGCUCGGCAAGUGGGGUGCGGCACACGCGUCUGUGCACCAGCCCUGCCCUGGCCACACGCAGGGAUGUGUCCAGUGGGGCCCGUGUCCCAGGAGCACGCGGAGGUGGGGGCAGCGGGGCUGUGUGCUUGCCUGUGCCUGGCUGGUCUCUGGGGCCCCGGGGGACCCUGUCAGCCGCAGUGGGGACCCUGGUCUGCACGGGGAGAGACCCUCGUUUCAUAUGUUGGCCAUUUUAUGCAGUUUGACCGUUUAGUGCCCGUUUCUUUGUGUGUUGUUUUUUAACUGAAUAAAGUCAGAAGAGUUUUGCAUCCAGGCCCUGGGUGAGUCAUC
Molecule: messenger RNA, 3057 nt
Organism: Mirounga angustirostris (Northern elephant seal)
Lineage: Eukaryota; Metazoa; Chordata; Mammalia; Carnivora; Phocidae
Product: testis-expressed protein 19.2-like
Exons: 1
Coding region: 1386-2468 (360 amino acids)
Biological process (GO): male gonad development; placenta development; spermatogenesis
Cellular component (GO): cytoplasm; nucleus
Source: RefSeq, a predicted model, not a curated record